Messenger RNA from Calliphora vicina (urban bluebottle blowfly), 1189 nucleotides. RefSeq names its product Flavin adenine dinucleotide synthetase 1 (gene Flad1). The record is from RefSeq and is a predicted model, not a curated record. NCBI's taxonomy places the organism in Eukaryota, Metazoa, Arthropoda, Insecta, Diptera, Calliphoridae. The transcript has 4 exons. Gene Ontology annotation, molecular function: FMN adenylyltransferase activity. The coding region runs from base 346 to 1086 and encodes 246 amino acids. Gene Ontology annotation, biological process: FAD biosynthetic process.
ACAAAAACAGCUGGGCUAAUCAAUUUGUCAAAAAUGAAAUUGCUAAAGAAAGAAAAAAAGUUAAAAAUAUAUUAAAAAGCUAACUUACGAUUAAAUUUUGAGAUACAAUUAAAUUACACAAAUUUGUAGAAUUACUUUUGAUAUAAAUUCACAAUAUUAACUUUGGAGCAAAUCAAAUAACGAGACAUUGUGGAUAAAAUCAUUUGUACUUAAAAUAUUUUAACUAAUUUUUAGGGAGAACUAAAAACAAAAAAAGAAAAAUACUAAUCAGUAAUAAAAAGCUAGUGAAAAAAAAGAGAUACAGCAAUUUCCAUACAAGGAGUAAUAAGUAUAAUAUUUUCAAAAAUGGAAGUUAAAGUCGAUUCUCAGGAGCAGAACCUAAGUGAAAAACUAAAGGUAGACUUUAAAUAUCAGCAGUUCGAAGAUAUUGAAGAAGGAAUCAAAGAAAAAGAAAAGGACAUAUUAGAGCUAAUGCACAAAGUAUUUCAACUUUAUAAACCCGAUGAAAUGUUGCUGUCAUUUAAUGGAGGAAAGGAUUGUACGGUAGUUUUACACAUGUUACACAAUUUUUUCCAAAAUAACUCCAGUCUGAAACAUAUUAAAAUACCUACAUUAUAUAUCACUGAUCCAGAUGCGUUUGAGGAAAUCGAUCAGUUUGUGUCUGAUUGCCAAAUUCUUUAUAACCUAGAUCUAAUAAAGAAAAAGGGGCCAAUUAAAGAAGCACUGAAGGAUCUUUGUAAUGAUAACCCUAAGCUUAAAGCUGUAUUUAUGGGAUGUCGAAGAACCGAUCCUUAUUGUAAUGAUUUAAAAGUUAUGCAGAUGACAGAUUCUGGUUGGCCACCUUUAAUGAGGAUUAAUCCUAUUAUUGAUUGGAAAUGUCGGCAGGUCUGGGAGUAUAUAUAUCAUUAUAAUGUAACUUAUUGCAAAUUAUAUCAAAAAGGUUACACAUCUAUAGGAAAUAAGAAAAAUACGAAACCGAAUCCGUAUCUACGUUUAAUAGAUGUUACCACGGGGACAGUUGUCAAUUAUAGGCACGGGCAUGAAUUGCUGGACAACGAUGAAUUGGAACGAGCCGGGCGAUUUUAAAACAAUUUAAUUUAGUUAGUAUAAUUGCAAGUACAAUUUGUUUAAGAUUGUGUUAAAAAAAUUACUUAAUAUACAUUUACCUGAGCGGUGCUAAAAUUUUAAA